This is a messenger RNA of Sphenostylis stenocarpa, 384 nucleotides long. The record is from the annotation of a GenBank genome assembly. Lineage: Eukaryota; Viridiplantae; Streptophyta; Magnoliopsida; Fabales; Fabaceae.
AUGCUGAUAUGCUUUAUGAUUGGUUUCUCAUCGUCGUUCAAUGUCGGGCUUUCUAACGUUGUUCCGGCACCAUCAAAUGCAGCAGGGCCAAUGUCAUCGUGCAAGAAGUAUUUGACCAACUGUGGAUCAAAUUUAGACCGAAUUUGUGGUGAAGAGAUAUUUUUGGCUGUAUUUUUCGGCAACACAACAGUCAGAGACGGUUGUUGUGACGAACUUAUGGGUGAUGUUGGAAAAGUGUGUCAUGAUGACAUGACAAGAUGUGUUUUGACAUUGCCAAAAUUCCGGAACAGUAAAGUUGAGAUGUUGAAGAGGGGUCAGAAGGUUUGGAAUGAUUGUGUUUUCUCUGCCUACUCUGGGAUUCAACCUGUUCCUGCUGAAUGUUGA